AGUGAAUCCAUCGCUGUAGAUGAAAGGGAGACCGACACUGAUCCGCUUACUCUGUCGCAAGCCAUUUGUGCAAACGAUGCUGCCAGGGUCGAACAGUUACUUCGACUCGGUGUAAGUCCCUUCGAUACUUGGUACAUUGUUUACCAUCAGGCUGAUCCUGAAGUGUAUGGGGAGGAUGAUACCACAAGCCCGCUCAUCGAAGCUACUCUUCGGGGUUUCGCAGAGGUGGUGAAAACACUUUUGCUACAUGGUGCGUCACCUUCCCAUACGGAUGUCAUCAAUAAUACGGCACUGCAUUGGGCAAUAGCUACCUGUCACUGGAACUGCCUAAUGCUCCUAUUAAACCACGGAAGUCCCUUGGAAGCAGCAAACUAUAGACUCCGAACGCCUUUGAUGCAAGCCGCUUUCUACGGUCAUGAAAGGGUCGUUCAACAUCUCAUCGAUCGCGGGGCCAAAGUGGACCGGCCGUUAAACGGUAAUAAGGAAUCGGCGCUUACAAUCUCCUGUGAAAUGGGUGAUGUUGACAUCACGAAGAUUCUCCUGAAUGUCGGAAACCGCAGUCAUGACCAAGGCAGGCAACUAUACAUAGCUCUUUCAAGGGCUGCAUUCCUAGGUCACAUUGAAGUAGUCCAACUCUUACUGGCUCAAGGGGCUGAGGUCAACCGCUGUGAGGAUGACAUUGAAGCACCCAUAUUUGCGGCUGUCAGUAGGGGCCAUUCAGGUAUUUUGAAGCUUUUAAUUGCUCAUCACGGGAACAUUGAAGAACGGAACAAGAUGGGUUACACACCACUCAUGUUGGCGACUCAAUUGGGUGCUGAAGCCAUGGUCACUGAGCUAAUAGAUGCUGGGGCUAACAUCGAUGCGGUAGCGAACAAUGGUCGUGAAACUGCUUUGCUGAUUGCUAGGACGCAUGGUCAAUGGGAUGUAGAAAAAGUGAUAUUGGCAGCCUUGGCUAGGAGUCGUCAUUCAUGA
This is a messenger RNA of Hydatigera taeniaeformis, 972 nucleotides long. The record is from the annotation of a GenBank genome assembly. NCBI's taxonomy places the organism in Eukaryota, Metazoa, Platyhelminthes, Cestoda, Cyclophyllidea, Taeniidae.